Platichthys flesus (European flounder) is the source of this 6635-nucleotide messenger RNA. It is a transcript of the gene ppip5k1b, whose product is annotated as diphosphoinositol pentakisphosphate kinase 1b. Bases 642 to 4442 code for a protein of 1266 amino acids. Gene Ontology annotation, cellular component: cytosol. NCBI's taxonomy places the organism in Eukaryota, Metazoa, Chordata, Actinopteri, Pleuronectiformes, Pleuronectidae. Gene Ontology annotation, molecular function: 5-diphosphoinositol pentakisphosphate 1-kinase activity; inositol hexakisphosphate kinase activity; diphosphoinositol pentakisphosphate kinase activity. Gene Ontology annotation, biological process: inositol phosphate biosynthetic process; inositol metabolic process. The record is from RefSeq and is a predicted model, not a curated record. The transcript is spliced from 31 exons.
GGAAGGAACCCGUAGCAGCAGCAGCCGCAGCAGCAGCAGUAGCAGUACCACCACUACUACUACCACUACUACUAGUACUACUACUAGUACUACUAGUACUUGGACAUGACCUUCAGCUGUUGCAUCACAACUUUACUGUUACACACAACCCCAAGAAGAAGAAAACAAAGUGCAGCAACGAGCAGCAGCUUCUCUACAGAGCAGGGUCCAGCUCAGGAAGUGAACAGCUGAGUGACUUCACUUUGUUUUCCGCUGGGCAAGAAAAAAGGAGUUUGCUGAUUUGAAGAGGCGUUUCCAAACUGGGACAUGUCAUACAUCAUAGCCUUAGCUCCUCCGUCCUGACAAAAGGAUAUUGACAGUCUACCUCAACAAAUGUGCCAUCCAUCCUCCCUCUUCUACCUCUUAGCACAUCCCCUACUCCUUCUCUACCUCAGCAUGUACUGUAAAUGCACAUAGCUCUUAUCAACCGCGUCAGAAAGUCCAACUGACCCUUCACGUUAUCACGGUGCUCUCGGGUGUCAGUCAUCCAGUGAUAGUGGAACAGUUGACUGGGUUCCUUCUGCCUUUACAGCACAUAAUCACUAUCUGACACUGUGCCAGGAGGUGCCGCCUGGAGCAGCCAUGUUGGGCGUGGGUUUGUGAUGUCUGAGCCCUGCGACGGACCAGCACCAGGAGCUUGGGAAGGGCGGAGUGUCAGAAACGCUCCUCUGUUUGUGGUUGGCAGUGAAGAUGAUGAGCAGGACAUGGGUCAAGUGGAGACAGGCAUGAGGAACGAGAUGUUUCGAGAGGAAGAAAUGGAGGAUGAUGAAGAUGGGUCGCCAUCAGAGCGACAGAUUGUGGUCGGCAUUUGUGCCAUGAUGAAAAAGUCCAAAUCCAAGCCCAUGACUCAGAUCCUGGAGCGCCUUUGUAAGUUUGACUACAUCGACAUGGUCAUCUUUCCUGAGGAGGUGAUCCUGGAGGAACCUGUGGAGAAAUGGCCCCUCUGCGACUGCCUCAUCUCCUUCCACUCCAAAGGAUUCCCUCUUGACAAAGCUGUGGAGUACGCCAAGCUCAGGAAUCCACUGCUCAUCAAUGACCUCAAUAUGCAGUAUUUCAUACAGGACAGGAGAGAAGUUUACCGGAUCCUAAGAGAAGAGGGCAUUGACCUACCUCGCUACGCUGUGUUAAACCGAGAUCCCGACAAUCCUGAGGAGUGUAACCUUGUGGAGGCUGAGGACCAUGUGGAAGUGAAUGGGGAGGUGUUCCCGAAACCCUUUGUGGAGAAACCUGUGUGUGCUGAAGACCACAACGUUUACAUCUAUUACCCAACAUCUGCUGGAGGAGGCAGCCAGAGACUUUUCAGAAAGAUUGGGAGUCGGAGUAGUGUAUACUCACCAGAGAGCUGCGUACGUAAGACUGGAUCCUACAUCUAUGAGGAGUUCAUGCCCACAGAUGGCACAGACGUGAAGGUUUACACAGUGGGUCCAGACUACGCCCACGCAGAGGCACGAAAGUCUCCUGCUCUGGACGGAAAGGUAGAGAGGGACAGCGAGGGGAAGGAGAUCCGCUACCCCGUCAUGCUUACUGCCAUGGAGAAACUGGUGGCUCGCAAGGUCUGCCUGGCUUUCAAGCAAACAGUUUGUGGAUUUGAUCUGCUCAGAGCCAAUGGCCACUCCUUCGUCUGUGAUGUUAACGGUUUCAGCUUCGUCAAAAAUUCCAUGAAGUACUACGACGACUGUGCCAAAGUCCUGGGGAACAUGGUAAUGAGGGAGUUAGCCCCCCAGUUCCACAUCCCCUGGUCCAUUCCAAUGGAGGCUGAAGACAUCCCCAUCGUCCCAACCACCUCAGGAACCAUGAUGGAGCUGCGCUGUGUUAUUGCCAUCAUCCGUCAUGGAGAUCGUACACCAAAGCAGAAGAUGAAAAUGGAGGUUCGACAUCCUCUGUUCUUUGACUUGUUUGAGAAGCAUGGAGGCUAUAAAUCAGGAAAGCUCAAGCUAAAAAAGCCAAAACAGCUACAAGAAGUGCUGGACAUUGCUCGCCUGCUGCUGGCUGAACUGGGCCAGCAUAACGACUGUGAGAUCGAGGAGAAGAAAUCUAAACUGGAACAGCUCAAGACCGUCCUGGAGAUGUACGGUCAUUUCUCAGGUAUCAACAGGAAAGUCCAGCUCACCUACCUGCGUAACGGCCAACCUAAGGCCUCCAGCGAAGAAGAAGACUCCAAGAGGGAAGGUCCUUCUCUGCUGCUGGUGUUGAAGUGGGGCGGGGAGCUUACGCCUGCAGGCCGGGUUCAGGCUGAGGAGCUGGGCAGGGCCUUUCGCUGCAUGUAUCCUGGAGGUCAAGGUGACUAUGCUGGGUUUCCUGGGUGUGGCCUCCUGCGCCUGCACAGCACUUACCGCCACGACUUGAAGAUCUACGCCUCUGACGAAGGCAGAGUGCAGAUGACAGCUGCUGCGUUUGCCAAGGGUCUGCUGGCCCUGGAAGGAGAGUUGACACCGAUCCUGGUCCAGAUGGUGAAGAGUGCCAACAUGAAUGGACUGCUGGACAGUGACAGCGACUCUCUGACUGACUGCCAGCAGAAGGUGAAGGCCAGGCUUCAUGAAAGCAUGCAGAAGGAUCAGAACUUUGCAGCUGAAGCUUAUGAGAAGUUGGCCCCAACAGGUAGUCCUUCCCUGGUGAAUUCCAUGAAGAUCAUUCAGAAUCCAGUCAACACUUGUGAUAAGGUCUACACCCUCAUCCAGAGUCUCACCAAACAGAUCAGGAAGAGACUGGAGGACCCCAAGUCUGCAGACCUGCAGCUUUACCACAGCGAGACAUUGGAGCUGAUGCUUCAGCGCUGGUCCAAAUUAGAGAGAGAUUUCCGCACGAAGAAUGGGCGCUACGACAUCAGCAAGAUCCCCGACAUCUACGACUGCAUCAAAUACGACUCACAGCACAAUGCCUCCCUAGGACUGGAGGACACGCUGGAGCUGUUCAGACUGUCCCGUGCCCUGGCUGACAUAGUUAUACCACAGGAAUAUGGCAUCAGCAAAGCUGAGAAGCUGGACAUUGCUCAGGCUUACUGUGUUCCUCUGAUGAAGAAAAUCCAGCUCGACAUGCAGAGGACCCAUGAGGAUGAGGCUGUUAACAAGCUGCACCCCCUGUAUUCUCGGGGUGUAAUGUCUCCUGGUCGUCACGUCCGCACGCGCCUCUACUUCACCAGCGAAAGCCACGUCCACUCCCUGCUCAGUGUCUUCCGCUAUGGAGGCCUGCUGAAUGAGGAGAAGGACCAGCAGUGGAAACAGGCGAUGGACUAUCUGAGUGCUGUGACUGAGCUUAACUACAUGACACAGAUAGUCAUCAUGCUGUAUGAAGACAACAAUAAGGACCCCUCAUCAGAAGAGCGUUUCCAUGUCGAGCUUCAUUUCAGCCCAGGAGUCAAAGGAUGUGACGAUGAGGAGAAUGUACCUCUCGGCUUCGGCUUCCGCCCGGCCUCCUCUGAGAACCAAGACAAACAGCCGAACCAGGGCAGUCUAGAGGACCUCUCCCAGGACCAGCCAGACCAGGCAGUUCUUAUUUCUGAGCCGAUCAACAUCCAGCGAAGGUCUCCCAUGAUCCGCAACCGCAAGACGGGCUCCAUGGAGGUCCUCUCUGAGACACCUCCUGAUGUGACCUCCAGGGGCUGCACCUUCCACCGACUCUUGCCCUCCUGUUCACACCAGUCUCCUGAGAUCAAACCAACCAUUGGCCUAGGCUCACUCUGCUCUGGGCUCUUCAGUGCCUCUGCCCUCGGCGUGUCCUGUAGCGCCCCCAACCUGCGGGACUACGUCCGCACGCACCACCACCUCCACCGAAAGCCACCUCUGUCCCCCGGCAGCCUGCCAUGCCAGAUUGGAAUGUUUGAGCUGUUCUCUAUGCCGGCAGUAAAGAGAUUUUCUGUGUCGUUUGCCAGGCAUCCGACUAAUGACCCCUCAGUCAAGCUCCAAGUAGUCCAUCUUCUACCUGCUGAGCUGGCCCUGCCGGAUUUGCCCCCUCUGGCUCUGGACAGGGCCACGGCCCACCACCUGCAUCACUGCCCCUACCACCUCCGCCUCCUCAAGACCUGGGUGAUGUCUGGUCAGGAGCUCCCAGAAUCCUUCCACGGUUUUGAAGGCUGCUCUAUGGUGCCCUCUAUCUACCCGCUGGAGACACUGCACAACUCGCUGUCACUGAAGCAGGUGGACGAGUUUCUCAACACGGUGUGUGAGAGCAGCAGCGAGGCCCACGCCAAAACCAUGAAAGCGCUCUCCAGCCUGUUUGACUCUCAGAGCCAGACGUCUCUCUACAGCCCACAGCAGCCUCUGUCCUCCUCUGGAUCGGAGACGUCUCUCCGGCCGCACAGUCAGCCUCUGUGGCAUGGCAGCAUCCCCUCUAGUACUGUGUCCAGCGCGGGCCCUUCCUCGCCGGUCACAGAGAGCUCUGGCCUGAACUUCAGCUUCAGUGAGUAGACUGCCGCGAGGACGUCUGGUUACCUGAGAGGGGACGACAUGAGGCCCUUGGUCUGUUCGUCUCAGUGCUUUUCUACAUCUUUCUCCCUCUGCUCACAAGCCCAAAGAAACCCUGGAGGGAAAUGAUUCCUGCCUUAGGUAUUACAAACUGUUAAUAUAACCACUCACACUCAACACAGACUCUUCUGGUGCAGCCAGACCAUGGCUCAACCACUCCUCCCCUGCUCUGCACUGGAAGAAAACUCUGCACCCUCACCAGUUCUAAACCUCUCACCUGCAUCUUCGUCUUCAGUUUCGCUGCAAUUUCAUCAAGCCGCUGCAACCCCUUCACCAGUGCAUCGAGCCAAAACUCCGACCAGUUGUGCCUGUGAAGUCAUUUUAUACUGCCAACAUCAAAACCCAAUGCUUCAAUCACCAGCUGCCUCAUGAAACUAUCUGCAUCUACAGCAGUAAUGCAUGAGCCCGCCUGUCAGCUGUCAUAGUCACAUUUGAGAAUACAAAAGGUAAACAUGUCUCUGCUGCAUUACAGCUGUAAAAAAGCCAGUCAUUGUCCAGCCUUAGAGAAAUCUGUUUGUUGAGCAUGAAGGGGGGGGGAGGAAUCAAAGCUUUGAAAAAAUACUUUAAACUUGUGGAAAUGAGAGUUAGAUAAGUGUGUUAAUAUCACUCUGAUCUGUUAGUUGAAUAUGAUGAAAGAAUCAGUUGGCUUCGCACUGUACAAAGUCUCUUUCCAAAAAUAAUGAAACACUUCCUCCAAUCGACAUGUUUUAUCUGUUUGUGAUUCGUGUAAAAGUGUAAAGAGCAACAGUUUGUGGUUUUAUUUGCAGAAGCUUUAACACUGCAGUUUAUGUCUGAAUUAAAUAAAUUGGAUAUAAUGUGUCAUAUCCCAUUUGCAAAAUGAAUCCUCACAUUCCGUGUACAGACAUGAGGGUGAUACUGAUCUUCUCAUCUAACUCUUGGUAAGAAAGCAAAGAUGUGCUCAUCUGUGUCAAGUUAUUCCUUUAAGAACUCAUGAACAUUAUUUCACUAUGUAUAUUUGGUUUGUACAGAUUUAUUUUUUUUUAAAGGCAGAAACUGAAAACCUUAAGAAAUACAUUUUAUUCUCAGACCUUUCAAACCUUUGUCCACAUCUAACCAAAGCAGCAGCUGCAGCCUAAAUGUGUCCGACACUGUGACAUACAGAGAAAGGAGUCCGAUUACAAAGUACUUGAUUCGACUGCCAUUUUCUUUUUUUGAUCAUCUGCUGUUAAAUGGAAACGCAAUGAAUGUGUCAAUGUGCCUUUAAAUAACUUGUGAGAGAAAUAUUGAAGUGUUUCACACACUGCUGGUUUCCUGCUGUAUUGUAUUAUUCUUAUUUGAGUCACAACUGAGGUAUGAUUUCAAGAAAAUCUUUGGUUUAGAUUUAUUUUAGACUUAAAGGGAAACCUCAUUUGAUUGAGUAGUCUAAAUGUACUUCUAUAUGAUGACUACAUGCAUACUGCAGUUUUCAGACUGUGAUAUCACAGCAAAUUACUUUUGUAUUUUUUAGUGUUGAAUUGAUCAAGUGACAGUUUGUGAAGACAAGUGAUGCUCAGGUAGACUUGACAGGAAUCGGAAAGUGGAACUUUUUUAUCAUUAACAUGAAUGAAUCAGGUGUCAAUUCACCUUCUGUUGGUUAAAUUCAAAUCUAAAAAUAAAUACAGAUACUUUUAAUAACUUUGACCAAAACAAAGGCUGCAUGAUAAAGCAGUGACUUGCAGUUUUUUUUAGGAGUGCGGUGAUGAAGAGAACUGCAUUCAGGCAGUGCUGUCAGCAACACCAAAGUGCAAAUUAAAGAAAUAAAAUAGCUCCCUGUUCAUUUUAACCUAGUUUAACUGAAAAUGAUCUGAGCCCAAACGCCUGCUGUAGAACAAACAUAUGUAUAUUUUAGUCAGAAAUAGUUUGAUUUUAAUAUUCAGAUUCAGUAUUUUUUCCUUCCAGUCAUUUGUUUGAUGUUGGUAAUUGUACGUAUGUGUAUUUAUGUUAUUAUUGAAUGUUCAAUUUAAUGACAGCCACAGAGGGGUGUAUAUGUUUUGUGACACGUUUUCCUGCUGGAGAACAAAUCGGUUUAACGUUCAAAUUCUGUAACAUUUCUUUUCGAUGGCCGUUUAGGUCGGUACGUGAUGCUGGAAAAGAAGAAGGGGAGGAGGGGUUAAUAAAAAAGUAAAACAGUGAAAA